AUGGGUCCCUCCGGAAGACGAACUUCGGCCUUGAAGGAGUCGCUGCACGCUUCCCCGGAUGGCCGUCGUAUCUCAGCCCAUCCUGAGGACGAAGGCGAAAGCGUCUCAGCUUCACACCGGCGGCUUCGCGAGCAUCCCGCCCACAAAUCUCAUGCCGCGCUCGACACCCAUAAAGCGAGUACGGGCGUGAUUUGGACGACAGAACAAGCUCAAAAGCACGGGUUCUCUGAUGAGCCGGAGAAAUGGGCGAAUCUGGGUCAAGGCGCUCCAGAAGUCGGUGACAUUGAUGGUUGUUUCCCUCGGCCCAAGUCCAUUCCCUUGAACGACAACUCAGGAGAAUAUGGCCCGACAGCCGGCAUCAAGUCUCUGCGGACCGCAGUGGCGAACCUUUAUAACCACGACUACCGACAAGGAAAGGAGAGCCAGUACACAUGGGAGAAUGUUUGUAUCGUGCCGGGUGGUAGAGCUGGCUUGAUCAGAAUCGCUGCCGUGCUGGGCAAUGCGUAUCUCGCCUACUUUACCCCCGAUUAUUCAGUAUAUGAGCAGGCGAGUAUUUCGAUGUUGGGCUUGUUCCGGAGUUUUGUUGCCAUCCCUACUCCGCUGUCCGCUGCUGAUGGAUACCAUGUCCAUGCCGAUAAGAUCAGGGAAGAACUCGCAAGAGGGACAUCGGUGAUCUUGACCUCAAACCCUCGCAACCCGACCGGCCACGCCCUGCAUCCCGAAGAACUCUCCUUGAUCCAGGAUAUCUGCCGCGAUAAGGCGACCUUGAUCUUCGACGAAUUCUAUUCCGGCUACCGUUAUGACACAGACUGCGACGGGAGCACUAUUUCAGCGGCGUCCAACGUUAUUGAUGUCGACCGCGAUGAUGUGCUCCUGAUCGAUGGCCUGACCAAGCGCUUCAGGCUACCAGGCUGGAGGGUCGCAUGGAUUGUGGGACCCAAGGAUUUUAUCAAAGCCCUCAGCUCAAGCGGGAGUUAUCUCGACGGCGGCUGCAAUGUGCCCUUUCAGGAGGCCGCGGUUUCGAUGCUCGAGCCCGCACUGGUUAGAAAAGAGAUGGCGGCAUUGCAGAGCCACUUCAAAGCGAAACGCGACUACGUCCUCAAGCGACUCGGCGAAAUCGGGUUCAGACUAGGCGAUCAGGAGAUCCCCGAGUCUACGUUCUACAUCUGGCUGAGCUUGGAAAAGUUGGAGCCUCCGUUGCCGAAGAACUCGCCAAUCGACAUCAGCAACGGGUUGGCUUUCUUCGAUGCUUUGCUCAAAGAGAAGACGAUUGUCGUGCCGGGCAUCUUCUUUGACCUCAAUCCAGCAAAGCGGCGCGACCUGUUCGACAGUCCCUGUCAUCAUUUCGUCCGAAUCAGCUAUGGGCCGACAAUGGAGCGAUUGCAGAUGGGUCUCGACGGUAUCGAGAGGGUCGUCAAACGCGCUAGAGGCGAAUUUGGACAUUCCGACAGUGCGGUUGACGAUGAACCCGAUCAGAAGAGCAACCAAAGACCUGUUCAGUCUUCAAAAUCGCAGGCAAACAGCGGCAUAACGGUCAAGGGGAACGCCACGAGUAAGGACGACAUCCGGGACGACCAAAUGAAACAUAACCGACAUAUUACAGAUGAUACUAGAGGUUCUAGCGAUGAUACAUUUAAAGUUACAGGCUCUGGACCCAUCCGACCGAUCAUGGCCUCUUCAACGCCUUAUCGAAGAUUCACACUAGAUAGCGAUUUGCCAUAA
Molecule: messenger RNA, 1722 nt
Organism: Cladophialophora yegresii CBS 114405
Lineage: Eukaryota; Fungi; Ascomycota; Eurotiomycetes; Chaetothyriales; Herpotrichiellaceae
Exons: 7
Coding region: 1-1722 (573 amino acids)
Biological process (GO): biosynthetic process
Molecular function (GO): pyridoxal phosphate binding
Source: RefSeq, a predicted model, not a curated record